Molecule: messenger RNA, 2649 nt
Organism: Aspergillus pseudotamarii
Lineage: Eukaryota; Fungi; Ascomycota; Eurotiomycetes; Eurotiales; Aspergillaceae
Product: M1 family metallopeptidase
Exons: 3
Coding region: 1-2649 (882 amino acids)
Biological process (GO): peptide catabolic process; proteolysis
Cellular component (GO): cytoplasm
Molecular function (GO): zinc ion binding; peptide binding; metalloaminopeptidase activity
Source: RefSeq, a predicted model, not a curated record
AUGUGUCGUCGUGCUGACGUGCCUUCGGGCUCGACGAACAUCACCCAUGGCCGUGAGGUCCUGCCCACCAAUGUCAAGCCGGUCCAUUAUGACCUGACCUUGGAGCCGAACUUCGAGUCUUUCAAAUAUGAGGGUACCGUUGUGAUCGACCUCCAGGUCACCGAAGACACCACUUCCAUUUCCCUCAACUCCAACGAGAUCGACAUCCACAGUGCCAUCGUCUCCGCUCAGGGCUCCGUCGUCACCUCCAGCCCGGAGAUCUCCAUCAACAAGGAUAACCAGGUAGCUACCGUCAAGUUCGCCGAGACGAUUCCCGCCGGAUCCUCCGCUCAGCUGAAGCUCACCUUCACCGGCAUCCUCAAUGACAAUAUGGCCGGUUUCUACCGGUCGUCCUACAAGACAAAAGAUGGCGAGACCAAAUAUCUUGCUUCGACGCAGAUGGAGCCCACGGAUGCCCGCAGAGCGUUCCCCUGCUUCGACGAGCCUGCCCUCAAAGCCAAGUUCACUGUGACUUUGAUCGCUGACAAGAGCAUGACCUGCCUGAGCAACAUGGACGUUGCAUCGGAGACUGAUGCCGAGGGCGGCAAGAAGGUCGUCAAGUUCAACACUUCCCCGCUCAUGUCUACUUACCUGGUCGCUUUCAUUGUCGGCCAUCUAAACUACAUUGAGACGAAGGACUUCCGUGUCCCCAUCCGUGUGUAUGCUACUCCGGAUCAGGAUAUUGAGCAUGGUCGCUUCUCGUUGGAUCUGGCCGCUAAGACACUGGCGUUCUACGAAAAGGCUUUUGAUAACUCUUUCCCUCUCCCUAAGAUGGACAUGGUCGCCGUGCCGGACUUCAGUGCAGGCGCCAUGGAGAACUGGGGUCUGAUCACCUAUCGUAUCGUCGAUGUGCUCUUGGACGAGAAGAACAGCGGUGCUUCGCGCAAGGAGCGUAUUGCCGAGGUUGUUCAGCACGAAUUGGCUCACCAGUGGUUCGGAAACCUUGUCACCAUGGAUUUCUGGGAUGGUCUUUGGCUCAACGAAGGCUUUGCCACCUGGAUGUCGUGGUACUCUUGCAACAGCUUCUUCCCCGAGUGGAAGGUCUGGCAGACUUACGUCAUCGACAGCUUGCAGGGCGCGCUUUCCCUCGACUCUCUGCGUAGUAGCCACCCUAUCGAGGUGCCUGUCAAGCGUGCCGACGAGAUUAACCAGAUCUUCGAUGCCAUUUCCUACAUGAAGGGUUCCUCUGUCCUGCGUAUGAUCUCUAAGUACCUGGGAGAGGAUGUUUUCAUCCAGGGUGUCCGUAACUACAUCAAGAAGCACGCUUAUGGAAACACCCAGACUGGUGAUCUGUGGGCUGCUCUCGCUGACGCAAGUGGAAAGCCUGUCGAGCAGGUCAUGGACAUCUGGACCAAGAAUGUCGGAUUCCCUGUGGUCACUGUGGCCGAGGAUGCUGCCAGCUCGUCGAUCAAGUUGACCCAGAACCGCUUCCUGCGUACUGGUGAUGUCCGCCCAGAGGAGGACACUACUCUUUACCCUGUCAUGUUGGGCUUGCGUACCAAGCAAGGUCUUGAUGAAAACACCAUGUUGACUGAGCGUGAGGGCCAGUUCAAGGUUCCAGACCUUGAUUUCUACAAGCUGAACGCUGACCAUUCUGCUAUCUAUCGUACCUCCUAUACCCCUGAACGGCUCACUAAGCUCGGUGAGGCGGCCAAGCAGGGCCUGCUAACGGUCGAAGACCGCGCCGGUAUGAUCGCAGAUGCUGGUGCCCUCGCUUCGUCUGGCUACCAGAGCACCUCUGGUUUGCUCUCGCUCCUCAAGGGCUUUGACAACGAAUCGGAGUUUAUCGUGUGGAAUGAGAUCGUGGCCCGCGUUGGCACUCUCCGGGCUGCAUGGCUCUUCGAGGAUAUCCAAGCUAGGGAUGCCCUGAAGGCGUUCCAGCGCGCUUUGGUCAGCUCCAAGACUCACGAGAUUGGCUGGGAAUUCUCAGAGAAGGACGGCCACAUCCUGCAGCAGUUCAAGGCGCUCUUGUUCAGCGCUGCCGGCUCGGCCGAGGAUCCAGUUGUCGUCAAGGCUGCCCAGGAGAUGUUCCAACGCUUUGCUGCGGGCGAAACCAGCGCCAUCCAUCCGAACAUCCGCGGUAGCGUUUUCAGCAUUGUUCUGAAGAACGGUGGCGAGAAGGAGUACAAUGUCGUGUACGACCGAUUCCGCAACGCUCCUACUUCUGAUGAGAAAACCACGGCUCUUCGCUGCCUCGGCUCUGCUGAAGACCCGGCCCUCAUUCAACGUACUCUGGGUCUUGCCCUCAGCGAUGAAGUUAAGAACCAGGAUAUCUACAUGCCUCUUGGCGGUCUGCGCAACCACACAGCCGGUAUUGAGGCUCGCUGGGCUUGGAUGAAGAACAACUGGGAUGCACUCUACAAGCGCCUGCCUCCAGGACUUGGUAUGCUGGGCACUGUUGUUCAACUCACUACCUCCAGCUUCUGCACCGAGUCUCAGUUGAAGGAGGUGGAGGACUUCUUCAAGGACAAGGAUACCAAGGGCUUUGAUCGUGCUGUUGAGCAGAGUCUUGAUGCCAUCAGGGCCAAGAUCAACUGGAUCAACCGUGACCGCACUGACGUGGAAUCUUGGCUGAAGUCGAAUGCCUAUCUCCGCGAUGGCAAAUUGUGA